UAAAAUAUGGCCAUAAAUACAAACCCAAAGCAUUUUUGGUGAACAUAAUUGCCAUUGUUCGCUAUUAAUCUCACUCUCGGUUCAAAUUUUAUUUAUUUUGUAUAAUACAAAGGGCAAAAACACAGGGUCGUUUUGGGAAAAUUACGAAGAAAAGGCAAGGUGAAAAUGAAAGUGGAUGAGGGGUUGGAGGGGAUUAAAAGGGUAAGGACGCACGUUGGUUCAUGAUGAGAUAGACAGCGCCAAAAGGCAGACCAGGGUGCGUGUGAUGUGCUCUGUUUUUUUUUCUUUUUUUUUUUUUUUUCCUUUCGCUGAGCUUUGCUUUGCUUAACUUUGCUUUUGGAGGUUUGAGUACGACCCAAUAUUGCGCCAAAGAUGCGCUUAGCCUUUUCUCAAAGCCGAUCCCAAUUUAACUUUCACUGACGAACCCAAACUCUUGCACUCUCUCUCUCUCUCUCUCUCUCUCUCUCUCUCUCUCUCUCUCUGUGCCUAGUGUAGUGCCUAUCUUUCACUCACUGAGAUAGAUAGAUCUUCUAACGAAGCGGUGGAAGACAUAGCAUAGCUUAGACCCGGUCUUUUCCUAUAUGCUAUUAGAAUUAGAAAUCUACGUAUUAAGUAAGAGCUCUGUCUCAGCUCUGCUUCUUCCAAACCAUUGAAGCUCAAAUUCCCGAACUUAUGUUAGCUGGGGAUUUGCUUGGCUAAAAGCUUCACAAGGAACGAGGAAUGGAAACGCUUGGAGGGUGGGUGGUGAUCAGUUUUUUGUUGACAAAUUGGCAUUAAAUUUUUUGUUUUCUCGGUUCUCUGUGGGAAUGAAGUUUUCUUCUGUAAAGAUUUUAAUUGAAUUUGAAAGAUGAAUACCAGAACAAAGACUAGGCUUCAGUCUGCCAAAGCUCUUCCAAUGAAGAAUGAAAAAAAGAAGGUCGAUUUGCGUGGGAAUAUGCCAAGGGCUACCACAAAAGCAACCUCCAAUGGGAGAGCAUCAAGUAGAGAGAGAAAAUUGGCGUUACAACAAGAUGUUGAUAAGCUGAAGAAGAAGCUUAGAUAUGAAGAAAAUGUUCACAGAGCUUUGGAGAGGGCUUUCUCUAGACCAUUGGGAGCUCUACCUCGUCUACCUCCUUAUCUCCCACCUCAGACAUUGGAGCUUCUUGCUGAAGUGGCUGUUUUGGAAGAGGAGGUAGUUCGGCUCGAAGAACAAGUUGUUCAUUUCAGGCAGGACCUGUAUCAGGAAGCUGUGUAUGUAUCAUCCUCCAAGAAGAACAAAGCAAACUCGGCUGAUUUGCAUGAUGCAUACCAAAUAAAGAAUUCUGUAUCUGAGCAAUCCAAGUUUCUUGCUCCGAACUCCAGCAAUUCCGCUACGAGAAUGACAAAGCAUUUGAGAUCCCAAUCUGAUGAUAGGCAGGGAAAAGAGAAUCAAUCCAGUAGGUAUUCUAUGAAGGUGCGUAAAGCUCAAACAAUUAGGACACCGGUGAAGAGGCCUCCAACAGAACAGAAAUCUGCGGAAAAGCGUUUAGAUCCUCAGAAAUUGCAGUUAGAAUGCAGGGUAAGAGACCAAGAAAGUACAGAAGCACAAACUACUGUUUCGGAGAGUAAGGUCUCAGAAGAUGAUGGUCCAAACAGAAUUUCUGAAAACAUAUUGAAGUGCUUGUCCAGCAUUUUCUUAAGAAUGGGUUCGGUGAAGAAUCGGGUUAGUGCAGAUAGUUUACCCUCCAUAUCCACAUUAGGGGCUCAAGAAACCAAUCACAAAACAGAAUUUCAAGAUCCUUAUGGUAUCUGUUCGGAAUUUGGAACAAGGGAUAUUGGUCCAUAUAAGCAAUUGUUUUCCAUUGAAAUCGACUCAAAUAAGCCGAAUCGAACAGCAAAUUCUUUAUUCCUUCUUCGCAGGUUGAAACUACUGCUUGGGAAACUUGCUUCCGUCAAUCUGCAGUCUCUCAAUCAUCAGGAGAAGCUUGCAUUCUGGAUAAAUAUCUAUAACUCCUGCAUGAUGAAUGCUUUCCUAGAACAUGGAAUACCAGAGAGUCCAGAAAUGGUUGUUGCACUGAUGCAGAAGGCAACAAUAAAUGUGGGUGGACAAUUGCUAAAUGCAAUAACUAUAGAACAUUUUAUUUUAAGAUUGCCUUAUCACUCCAAAUUUACAUUUUCGAAGGGUGCAAAAACCGAUGAGAAGACAGCGAGAAGCAUUUAUGGACUGGAGUUAUCUGAACCAUUGGUUACAUUUGCACUAUCCUGCGGAAGUUGGUCCUCUCCUGCUGUGAGAAUCUAUACCGCAACUCAAGUAGAGAAUGAAUUAGAAGUGGCAAAAAGAGAGUACUUACAAGCUGCAGUGGGAAUUUCAUCAACCAAGUUUGUAAUCCCCAAGUUGCUAGAUUGGUAUUUACUCGACUUUGCAAAGGAUUUAGAGUCACUGUUGGAUUGGAUCUGCCUUCAGCUACCUAGUGAACUAGGAAAAGAAGGUUUGAAGUGUCUUGAAAGAGGAAAAAGUGAGUCUCUUUCACAGUUUGUCCAGAUUAUGCCGUAUGAGUUCAGCUUUAGAUAUCUUCUAUACACGUAAUUGUAUUUUGCUUCAUUCAAUUUUUUCGCUUUUUCUUACAUGGUUUAACGGUAAUAGGGUUACAAUUUUGUACACAGCUAUUAAAAAAAAAAAAAAAAUUCAUAUAAUAACAAAAUGUAUAAUCUGCUCUCCUUGUAAGUAAAUAUGAGUUCUGUCGAUCAGUUACUUCUCUU
Ziziphus jujuba (common jujube) is the source of this 2718-nucleotide messenger RNA. RefSeq lists its product as uncharacterized. The transcript is spliced from 12 exons. NCBI's taxonomy places the organism in Eukaryota, Viridiplantae, Streptophyta, Magnoliopsida, Rosales, Rhamnaceae. Bases 848 to 2545 code for a protein of 565 amino acids. The record is from RefSeq and is a predicted model, not a curated record.